AUGGCCCUCGCCGCUCUGAGAGCGCUGUUUGCGGGCGCCCUCUCCGCGGCCGCGGCCGCCACGCGGGCGGAGGGUGGAGACCUCGUCGUCGAGCUCGCCGAGCGGGUACUGGCCAAUCGACAGGAGAUCCUGCCGAUCCCCUGGGAGUUCAGCGUCGAGAGGGACGUCGGGUACGUGGGCGAGCACCCCAUCCUGGAGAACUCGACCACCGAGGUGAAGCUGAGUUCUCUCGGGACCGUUCGCGAGGCCCAGGACGGUCUGCCCCCGAACAUCGCCGUCGGCGCGGUGGCCAUCAAGGACGUCGACCAGCCCCCGGCGCCGCCCUCGAGCUUCCGCACCGGAGGCACGGUCGGAGGCAUGGAGUACAUGCACCUGAACGGCGUGGUGAACCCGACGGCCGACCUGACCGUCUGGCAGUGGCAGAGGAACAAGUGGUUCGGCCUCAGGAAGUGGCUCGAGUUUUGGAUCAGCCGAUACCCGGAGAAGUUGGUCGUCGUGCACUCUCACGGCGAUGUCUUGUACGGUGGUUGCGACGAGGCCACUCUCCAGUACAAGUACGAUUCCCUCGUCGCCGCCAGCGGAAGCACGACGAAGAUCGUACUGGCUGCGGAGGUGUCCCCUUAUCCGUCGGACAUGGGCUGGGCAUAUCAAAGGUGGAACGAAAGCCUUGUGAAUCGCACGCGCUCCAUACUCGACAGUUACGGCGUGUCGCAUAGUUGGGCGGAGACUUACGCGAACUGCAGCGCCAGCAUUCUUAACAGCCAGUGCAGCCAGCCGCCGAGGUACCAGUAUGCAAAUGCGGGCUUCAUCAUGGGGCCUGCAAACGACGUCUUCGAUAUGUUGUCUGGCCUCAGCACUUACCCGGGCCUCGAGAACCGCCUGGUGAACGAGUACUUCCUCGCCAACCCCGAUCUGGUGACCCUCGACUACCCGGGCACCCUGGUCCUUUCCUUGCACAACAUGGUGAAUAAUGGGAACUCUCCUGUCGAGGUCGUCACCACUGGCGGGAACAAAUCCCUUAGGAACAAGGAGACAGGCCAGUCUGUGUGCUUCGUCCACGGGAACGGCAACUCGUUCGACGUCAUCAAGGGGUGGGCCGAGCAGCUGACGGCGUAG
Prorocentrum cordatum is the source of this 1116-nucleotide messenger RNA. NCBI's taxonomy places the organism in Eukaryota, Dinophyceae, Prorocentrales, Prorocentraceae. The record is from the annotation of a GenBank genome assembly.